Messenger RNA from Gossypium raimondii (Peruvian cotton), 1095 nucleotides. RefSeq lists its product as uncharacterized. The transcript is spliced from 5 exons. Bases 1 to 1095 code for a protein of 364 amino acids. The record is from RefSeq and is a predicted model, not a curated record. Lineage: Eukaryota; Viridiplantae; Streptophyta; Magnoliopsida; Malvales; Malvaceae.
AUGCCUCUGCGUCGUGAUCAGGGUAGAAUGGAUGAUUGUGCACUACUGCAGGAAAAUGCUCAGAUAGGCCGCAUCGAGCACUUCAUGUCUGAGAUGGGUUUGCCAUUAGAGCAUUUACAAGCUCUUGGUCGUAAGGAGUUUUGUAGUGUUAAGCGCAGUGAUCCGACACAUGCAAAGUAUUGGUUGGAGGGCAUCAUUGGUAUUCUCGGUCAAAUAGGUUGUUCUAACAAGGAUAAGUUGGGAUGUGUCGUAUCGCUGCUGACAGACGAGGCUCACAGAUGGUGGAUGACUAUCAAAAGGGGUACUGUACCGGAUCGUUUGACUUGGGACUUCUUUUUAGCAUCGUUUCGAAGGAAUUUUAUGGGCGAGCAGUAUCUUGAGGCUAGGAGAAGAAAGUUUAUGGAACUAGCUCAGGGCACUCUGUCGGUAGACGAGUAUGAGGCUGAGUUUGUUCGGUUGAGCCAGUAUGCUCCCGAGUUGGUGUCUUUUAUGGUGAACUGUUGUAAGAGGUUUAGGUUUAGGCUGAACCAUGAGAUUAAGCUCUAUCUGGUUGCUAAGAAUAUUGAGGUCUUCGACGAGUUAGUUGAGAAGGCUCGUGUGUUAGAGGAGACUUUGGGAGAGGAGCUCAAAGCUGCUUCGUGUAGAGCUAUUAAGAGGUCGACUGAGGCUGCUAGUGGUUCUAGUCGUAAGGUCAAGAUAGGCAAGCUGCUAGAGUUGAGGCUGGUCCUGUUGAUCAGGAGGCUACUGCAUAGCCGAUAUCCUGUUGCUGCUGUUGUUGCUGCACCUGUUCUGGCUCGAGGGAGAGGCCGUGGCAGAGGUAAUGGUGGUAGAGAUGCUGGUCAGUAUGGUGCUGCACAAGGUGGUGAUGGUGGUCCAGACAGAGUUUAUGCAGUGAGGUCUUUUCCUCUGCUAGCUUUAGUUGAUUCUGGUACGACGAGGUUGUUUAUCUUGAGAGACGUAGCUAGAGAGUUGGGGAUUGCUGUAGAGACAUCUAGACCGAGUGUUACAAUUAAGAGCCCUCUAGGUGAUAGUGUAGUGGUGGAUCAAGUUUAUCGUCGUUGUCCUUUGAUGGUUGGGACAAGUGUUCCCAGUUGA